AUAUUGAAAACAAGUAUUACACUCAAGGUUAAAAACAAACCGAACUGUUCACUAAGCUUUUCUGUAUAAAAUAAAGCUAUUUGCACCCAUUCUUAGUUUGUACUACUCAUAAUACUAGUAAACUCAAGAGUGUCCCACAUAAAUAUCAGUAUAUGCAAUAGAAACAAAACAUUGGAAUUCUAGAAUAAAUGCACAGAACAGAUUUGUAACUGAUUUGCAUAUUUUAUUAUACCAGCAAUCGUAUAUAUAUAUGCAUAUAUGUAAGUAUGUACAUACACAUAUUAGAUCAGUUGUAAUCAACCCUAUCUGGUCCAAUACUUGGUUAUUAUAGCAAAUAUUUUGUAAUGCCAUCUUUACUAUUCUGAAAUCAAAACCAAAGAUAACAAUCCUGCAUAUGUGCUUAGUUUUAAAUAUCAAUAGUGUUCUGACUGUAAAAUAUAGUUUUAAUAAAAUAUCAACAUGUAAAUGCUCAGGUACCAUCACAUUACAAUGUAUAAUGUAGUCAGAUGCUGCAGCCUUACAUAGAAUUACUGCAUUAGCUCCAAAUGUAGGUUCAUAUAGAUGUGUCAUUGAACCUUAGAUUGUAUGAGUAGCCCUGCCAUCUAUGGCAUGAUUUCCAAAAUAUUGAGCUAUAAAUGUUAUCUUUUUAAAUUUCAUCUUUUAAAAGAUAAUUUCUAUUUAGCAAAAGUAAAAUUUAUUUUAAUUUCUGCUUUACAUUUUAAUGCUAGACUUCUGGUAAACAAGUUAAACAGAUUCUCAUUUAUUCUUACAUCUCUCACUUUUGUUCUUAAGGAAGUUAUGAAUUACAAUAAAAUGUUUUGGGCAGGAUAUGUGGGCAAGGAGUACAGUAUUUGGAUUCUUCAAAUAUUCUGUACUGUCAAUCUGUACAAUCCCAACUUUCAGAAAAAAUUAAAUUUCAUAGUAAUGCUCUUGUUUUAUUUCUUACUAAUUCAGAAGGCACUCAGGGAACUCACAGAACUCUCAAAAUUAUGAGUUCAUCAGAUAUGAGGACUAUAAGAAAGGCAGAAUAAUAGAGUUCAUUUUAUAGCAUAAUUUGAAAUAGUGUGUGGCCCAGCUCAGAAGAGCAUUGCUCUCUUAACCCCCCCAUCCCAGUAGAGGUGCAAAUCAAAGGCCUUGAUGCCAACCCCCUCCAAUUCUUUUUUCCACUUUUGGAGUUUUCUACUUCCAUUUUCUGCCUAGUUAUUUGAAUUUUCUCUCUUCAGUCCUGGGAAAUGAGACACACGUUAUUCAAUUCAGCGCAGAGAGAUACAGGAAAAUCCUUAAGUAUUUGUCAGUUUUACUUAGAGCUGGUUCAGAAAAAAUUAGCUAUUUCAUUGAACUAAAGAGCAAUCAAUUUAAAAAAUCAACCUCUGAGAUUAAUAAGCAUAAUGUGUGUUGGGUACUAUUAGCGUAAAAUCUUGAAAAUGAAAAGGUAGAUGAAUUAUCUCUAAGUCUUUCUCUUCUGAUGUAGAGUGUGUGCUCAGCUCACGUCUGAGCCUUGACCGAUUCCAUGGGCAUGGCACUGACAAGAUCAGUGCAGUAGACUGCUGCUGGCUAUGGAGAUGGAACCUUGCAAAUUACCCCCCUAAACGAAGCGAUAUUAAAAGAAAUUAUGAUGUUUGUGGAGAGUUUUAUCUAUGAAUAUCCCCAAGAGGCAAAAUAUAUUUUUAUAGAACCACUUGAAUAGAAAACAAGUUUGGACCCCUCAGCAUAUGAAUCAGGUUAUAUUGUUGGUGAAACAACAGUCAAAUCAGAAGAAGUUGAUAAAAACGAACAGCCUUUGCUAUGUUUCUAUGUACCCCAAAUUAAAAUCAGGAGUUUUGGGCAGCUGUCACUUUUAUUUAUUGCUAAAGAUACAAAGCUGAAGGAAGCACAAGCAUGUAUUGAAGCUAACAUAGACUCUGUAGCAAAAAUCCUGGGCUUCGAUUAUGAUAAAAUGAAAGUAUUAAAUAUUCUUGAUAAAAUCACCAAAGAUGAUGAUCCUGAAAUUGAGAUAAAGAUGAAGAUUGCCACACUGCUUGAGCAACUGGAUUUGCACCUAGUCAAUCAUUCUCUAAAACACAUUUCUUUAGAAAUACGUUUAAAUUUGGUGACUGUUAAGAACAAUAUAGAACUCAAACGUUUCUCAGGAAAAGGAGAACGAACAGUCUUGGAAUCUAUUGAAUAUACCUCAGAUUAUGAAUUUUCAAAUGGAUUUCGAGCCCCACCUUGGAGACAAAUUCAUGGGGAAAUUUGUUAUGUGUUGGUGAAACCACACGAUGUUGAAACUUUGUGUGUUACUUGUAGUGCAGAAGUAUUUUUAAAUGGUGGCAAGACAGAUGAUGAAGGGAAAAUUAAUUAUGAGAGAAAAGGUGCGAUUUAUAAAGACCUUGUCACAUUUUUAAGAGAAAAAUCAGCAAAAUUUUCAGAAAAUAUGUCUAAACAGGAUAUUAAAUUCAAUGAAGAACAGCAAAAGGAAAAAGAUCAGCCUAAUGAUGUACCUCAGAAGGAAGAAGAAAGUGCCUUUCAUAAAGCUGUUACUGGUCCAGACAAGAGUACAUUGGAGAAUGAAAUUAAUUUGGGGAAGAAUCAAGUGACCAAGAGAUUACAGCCAAGUUUAAACUGGAAGGCCACUGUUGAUUUCAAAAAGCACAAAACCUCACUAAGAAAUACCCAAGAGGAAAAACAUGGAGGAAGACUUGAAAAGUCAAGACUAUUUAUUUCAUCUGGAAAAGCACAGUUAGUUCGUAAGAGUGCUCAUAAGACUGAGGAAAUUGUUAGUGAGAGCUCCUCAGAGAGUGAGGAAGAUGAAGAACCCCCUGACCACCGUCAGAAAGCAAAUGCAGAUUUGCCAUCGGAAUAUUGGCAAAUUCAGAAGCUGGUAAAAUAUUUAAAGGGAGGAAAUCAGACAGCUACAGUGAUUGCACUGUGUUCAAUGAAGGAUUUCAACUUAGCACAAGAGACCUGCCAGUUGGCAAUCAAGGACGUUGGAGGCCUUGAAGUUUUAAUAAAUUUACUUGAUACAGAUGAAGUCAAAUGUAAGAUUGGUUCAUUAAAAAUCCUGAAGGAAAUCAGUCAUAAUCCUCAAAUCAGACGUAAUAUUGUUGACCUUGGGGGCUUACCAAUUAUGGUUAAUAUACUUGAUUCUCCACAUAAGAGUCUGAAAUGUUUGGCGGCUGAGACAAUUGCGAACGUUGCCAAGUUGAGAAGAGCCCGGCGGGUGGUGAGACACCACGGGGGCGUCACCAAACUGGUCACUCUACUCGACUGCGCACAGAAUUCAACAGAACCUGCCCAGUCGAGUCUGUAUGAGGCCAGAGACAUGGAAGUAGCUCGCUGUGGGGCAUUGGCACUGUGGAGCUGCAGUAAGAGUCAUGCCAAUAAAGAAGCUAUUCUCAAAGCUGGGGGCAUUCCACUGUUGGCUCGUUUACUGAAGACUUCUCACGAGAACAUGUUGAUUCCGGUGGUGGGGACACUGCAGGAAUGUGCAUCAGAGAAAAACUACCGAGCUGCAAUCAAAGCAGAAAGGAUAAUUGAAAAUCUAGUAAAGAACCUAAAUAGUGAGAAUGAGCAACUGCAAGAGCACUGUGCCAUGGCCAUCUACCAGUGUGCUGAAGAUGAGGAAACCCGCGACCUGGUCAGGCUGCACGGAGGACUUAAGCCGCUGGCCAGUCUGCUCAAUAACACUGACAACAAGGAACGGCUGGCUGCUGUCACGGGGGCAAUAUGGAAAUGUUCCAUCAGCAAGGAGAACGUGACCAAGUUUCGGGAAUACAAAGCCAUUGAAACCUUGGUGGGACUUUUAACUGACCAGCCCGAAGAAGUACUUGUGAAUGUGGUUGGUGCAUUGGGUGAAUGCUGCCAGGAAUAUGAAAACCGAAUCCUUAUCCGGAAGUGUGGUGGCAUCCAACCACUUGUGAACCUCCUCGUUGGCAUAAACCAAGCUCUUCUUGUCAAUGUCACAAAAGCAGUUGGCGCUUGUGCAGCAGAACCUGAAAGUAUGAUGAUAAUUGAUCACUUGGAUGGGGUUCGUUUGUUAUGGUCCCUGCUGAAAAAUCCUCACCCAGAUGUGAAGGCCAGUGCAGCUUGGGCCCUCUGUCCCUGCAUCCAAAAUGCCAAGGAUUCUGGAGAAAUGGUUCGUUCCUUUGUUGGUGGUUUGGAACUUGUUGUCAAUUUACUGAAAUCAGAUAAUAAAGAAGUUUUGGCGAGUGUAUGUGCUGCUAUUACCAAUAUAGCAAACGAUCAAGAAAAUUUAGCUGUUAUAACAGAUCAUGGAGUUGUCCCUUUAUUGUCCAAACUAGCAAAUACAACUAAUGAUAAACUGAGGCGUCAUCUAGCAGAAGCUAUUUCACGCUGCUGUAUGUGGGGCAGAAAUAGAGUGGCCUUUGGUGAGCACAAAGCAGUGGCUCUGCUAGUGCGUUACCUGAAAUCAAAUGACACCAAUGUACAUCGAGCAACAGCUCAAGCCUUGUAUCAGCUGUCAGAAGAUGCCGACAACUGCAUCACCAUGCAUGAGAAUGGCGUGGUAAAGCUUCUACUGGAUAUGGUUGGGUCCCCUGAUCAGGAUCUCCAGGAAGCUGCAGCUGGCUGUAUAUCCAACAUCCGCAGGCUGGCUCUUGCUACAGAAAAGGCAAGAUACACUUGAAAUGUGGACAGACCUCAAAAGCUACCAAACUUUACAUGACAUGGAACAUGCCACUCUCAUGGCCAGGAAGCCUAAAUUAGGGAACACUUAAUAGCAAAUCCUUUACAGACAUAUGUCUGAAUGAAAACACAGCAUUGAAAAUGCAAAGAAUGCUGUUCAUCUAAAAUUGCAUGAAUAUUUUUGUUCUAUUUCAUAUUUUAAGGAUAUAACAUAUAAUGAAAUGUAAGGCCAAUAAACUUGUGAUAAUUGUCCAGGAGUUUAAGAAUGUAUGUAUACAGUAUAUGUACUUCAGUGGUGCUUUUGUACUUGCCUUGAUUUUAAUAAAAGAUGUGGCCUUCU
Molecule: messenger RNA, 4963 nt
Organism: Manis pentadactyla (Chinese pangolin)
Lineage: Eukaryota; Metazoa; Chordata; Mammalia; Pholidota; Manidae
Gene: ODAD2
Product: outer dynein arm docking complex subunit 2
Molecular function (GO): protein binding
Source: RefSeq, a predicted model, not a curated record